AUGAACCCGCUAGUGGACGAGUUCUUGGGAGGAAAGAACGGCCUUCUGGUUGCGAUGGGUCCGACAGGGUCCGGCAAGACGCAUACCGUCUUUGGUACUGCAAGAAAUCCCGGCCUGGUACCGCUCACGCUACAGAAGAUCUUCACUACGGCAGAUGAAUCCGAAGGUGGCAACCAAUCGCCAAGAUUAUUUUACUUGUCAAUGUUCGAGAUACUCUGUGAAGGAAAAGGAGAACGAAUUCUCGAUCUUCUGUCUGAUGCAACAAUUAAAGGCCUUAAAGAGGUAGCCAUUUCAAGUGCCAUGGAUGCUGAGAGUUUAGUUUCACGUGGCAUGCUUAAGCGGAGCACAGCUGCAACUGAUGCUAACAGCGAGUCAAGCCGGUCACAGUGCAUCAUCACUAUACGUGCUGUUCAUAAAAACGUUGACCAACAAAGUGAGCACCCGAUUAGUGGAUCUGUCUUGACCAUUGCUGACCUUGCUGGAGCAGAGCGAAAAAAGAAUACUGGAAAUAAGGGUUCAAGGUUGUUGGAGAGUAACUUUAUCAACAAUACGUCCAUGGUUUUCGGUCUAUGUCUGAGGGCUUUAUUAGAUCAUCAGAAAAAUCAGAAGAAAACCUUGGAGAAACAUUUUAAGAACUCAAUGUUGACAAGGUACUUGAAAGACUACCUGGAGGGAAGGAAGAAGAUGACUCUGAUUUUGAACGUGAAACCAGGAGAAGAUGAUUACGCUGAUACAUCAUAUUUGCUCAGACAAGCAUCUCCUUACAUGAAAAUAAGGUACACCAGCCUUGAUGAAUCUUCUAACUUGGUUUCCCAAAAGAGAACCAAUGUUUUCCUGGUUUGCCAAGAGAACAAGAAAAAGAGGAAGGUUAACAAGCCCGAACCUGAAGUUGUUACGGCUGAAGAAAAGGAGCUGCAAAGAGUGUCUCGAAGUGAACAAAUCAUGAAAAACCUUUUCAAUGCUUUAUGGACUGUUUCAAAACAAAAGAUUACGGAGUCUGAGGUUGCUGCUAAAAGCAUGCAAGAAUUGCUCAAAGAUAAAGACACUGAAAUUCUAGAGCUGAAAAAGGAGUUGGAUGACCUGAAGUCUCGUUGUUCACGCGUUAAGCAAAAUGGUGCUGCAUCAAUUGCUAUAAGCUCGGUUUCUGAAACUGAACUGGCCAGUGACGCUGCAUUAGACAAUCUCCAUUUGAGCACUGAGUUGGUACAAAAGAUCUCAGAAGAAUCUACAUAUUCUGAUCCAGAAAUGUCUUCAGCUUAUUGCGAUAUGACAGAGAAAUCCGUCGACUGUGAUACCUCUGUUGCUAAUUUGAUAGAUGAACAAGAGUUGAGCUCCAGAUAUUUGAAGAAAGAGGAAUCAUGCACUCCUGAUGUUACUGAACCCAAGUGCGAUCUGAAAAAGGAAAAUACUGAGACAAUCCGACAAGUGGGCAACAAGGAAUCUGAUGGUUCUGAGAGCUGUUCUGAACAAACAUCGGCACCUGACGGUGGUGUAACACAUGCACCCAGUCAUUUGGAUGACCCAUCUGAGCUUAGCUUUUCAGAACUUCAUAUAGUUCCAUGUAAUCUGUCCGCACAGUUUACUGAUAUACAAGUUAGUGAGAAAGCUCCCAUGGAACAAAGUGAAGAAGAGGAGUUAAGCAGCAAUACAGAAGUGGAGAGUAUUCAACAUGACGUCGACAUAAAAGAGAUGAAGCAGCAUGAUUAUCAAAGUUCAUCUCAGCAACCGAACUGUGACGCUGGAGACGUUAGCUCCAAUCAGCCUUUCUUAGAGUUGCAAGGCAUGGGUGCUGCUCACCAGAAUCCUGAUGAACUGGUGCCUGAGCCAGAAAGGUGCGAGUCCAUGGUAAAGGAGGCCACUGCAGCACACGCACAUGGAGCAAAUGAGGACCUUUGCGCUUCGAAGCCUCGUGAAAACACAAAGAAGCCGUCAAGCAGGAGGAGGCUGCUGCCGGUGUCGGCCAUGAUGCUCAAGGAGUUCACCGGCCCUGCCAUUGGUUUGGAUGGAGGAGGCGCCAAGGCAUCGUCGGGCGAGCAGUCGGCGACGGCUGCUGGGCGAUCGGACGCGCUCAUCCGGCUCCUCAAAGCAAAAGCGCCGCCCAUGAGGCAUCAUCGGGGCUAG
This is a messenger RNA of Triticum turgidum subsp. durum (durum wheat), 2121 nucleotides long. NCBI's taxonomy places the organism in Eukaryota, Viridiplantae, Streptophyta, Magnoliopsida, Poales, Poaceae. The record is from the annotation of a GenBank genome assembly.